Molecule: messenger RNA, 1520 nt
Organism: Pyrus x bretschneideri (Chinese white pear)
Lineage: Eukaryota; Viridiplantae; Streptophyta; Magnoliopsida; Rosales; Rosaceae
Product: E3 ubiquitin-protein ligase complex slx8-rfp subunit slx8-like
Exons: 1
Coding region: 206-1300 (364 amino acids)
Source: RefSeq, a predicted model, not a curated record
GAAAGAAAAUAAAUCAGAGUCUUAAAGAAUGAUAGAUCCCCAUGGCUGGUUCAGUCACAGUUCCCAAGAAACAUCAAAACGCAGAAACCAAGCAAAACCAACAGACGCUUCCGAAUCCGAUCCUUUGAUUUCCUCCUUCCCCCAAUAGAAAUUUAUUUAUUUUUUAUUUAUAUUAAUUUUUGUUUUUUUGUGUGGAUUUUAUGAAAUGGAAGGUCGCCGGAGGCUAACGCUUCUCGAUCAGAUGUCAGCAAGUAGCAACGGGAGAGACUUAGCCGGAUUGAGCCUAGACGACUUGUUGCUGGCCCCUGCAGCCGCCAAACAGCCCCCUACACCGCCCGCACUUCCCCCCACAAUCUCGGGUCGGACCCUACUCGAUAUAAUCCGCGACGAGGAGCCCAAGUCCUACCGGGCCCUGAUUGGCAAGAAGGAUAAGAAAGCCUGGAAGUCGUUCAAAGACCGCCUCCUACUCAAACGCGCCGGCUCCGCCUGGACUUCCUCCGUCCGUGUCCCCACCUCCGAUAUCCCUAUCCGGAACACAGCUAACUACGCUUCCAAUCGCCACCACCACCCGCGAUCUCACAACUCGCGUCGCGGCUCGGUCCGUUACGUCACCCCCGAGUCCAAUCUCGACAUGACUCAGCAGGAGAGGCAGAUUGCGCGGCGGGGCUCCACCCGGUUGAGCCCCAACUCCUCGAUUCCGUUCGACGAGGUGGAUGCAGACAACCCCCGCGCCUCGAUGUUCACGCGCCGGAGCUCCGUGCGGUUCGCGGCCGACGAAGUCGCGACUGACUCGCCAAGGCGGCGGUUGUCGGCGGCGUUGGAAGAGGAGAGAUCGCUGUCGGCGAGAGAAGCGAUGGCGGCGCAGGAGGCCGCCGAAGCUGCCGCCGCGGCAUCGGCGGCGUCGGAAGAGGCCGCUGAGGCAGAAGAAGAGACCGGGAACGAAAUGCCGUCCGUGGAGACGGGUACGGCGGCGGGUACGGCGGAGCCGGUGAGGAUGUCGUUGAUGGACUUGUUGGAAGAGACGGACAGGCAGAUGGGGGUGGAGUCGAGGUACACGAUGGACGAGGACGAGGAUGAGGAGGAGUGCGAGGAGGAAGAGGAAGAGGAGGAGGAGGAAGCAGCGGCGGAAGAAGGGAAUGUGGAGUAUAACUGCUGCGUGUGCAUGGUGAGGCAUAAAGGGGCGGCGUUUAUCCCCUGCGGGCACACGUUCUGCAGGAUGUGCUCCCGAGAGCUGUGGGUCCAGCGGGGCAAUUGUCCCCUCUGCAACAAUUUCAUCUUGGAAAUUCUGGAUAUUUUCUGAACCUGAUAAAGUAAAAGUAAAAGAAAAGUUACUGCAAGCAAAUUCGAUUUAUGCAUUUUAUUUUAAUUGGAGUUAUUAGUAGAAAUCUUUGUUUUAUUUGAUUUUUUAUUUUUUAUUUUUUUUGGUAUUUGGUAUAUUUGAGUUGAAGUUUCAAGUUGUAUUUUUCUUGUAACUAAAUAGUUUCAUGAAUGAAUGCCUUGCGUUUAGGCUCUUGUAUGUA